UGACAGAUACGGCAUACGGUUACGGAUGAUAAGAACCACGCACGGAGGAAGAAUCGACAAACACUGACUUCGACAGCUCUAUUGGAUCAAUAAAGGCCCGCCCCAGAGAGUCACGCAUGCACAGAACGAAUAGCCCUGUUCGUUCACAGUUUUGUAGACAGAGUAGAAUGGCUGAGCUGCUCCCAUGGCUGCUGCCAUGGCUUCUGGCCACCCUCCUUGCCGUCUACUUCCUCGACCUCCGAGCACAUGCACGCCGCGGCCUCCCACCGGGACCUCGCCCUCUGCCCCUCAUCGGCAACCUCCACCUCCUCGGUGACCAGCCGCACCGCUCCCUCGCGGGCCUCGCCAAGAUCCACGGCCCGCUCAUGUCCCUCCGCCUCGGAGCCGUCACCACGGUGGUCGCGUCCUCGCCGGAGGUCGCGCGCGAGUUCCUGCAGACGCACGACGCCAUCUUCGCGACGCGGUCCGUGCCGGACGCCAUCGACGCCCACGCCAGGAGCUCCGUGGUGUGGCUGCCCAACUCAUCACCGAGCUGGCGCGCGCUCCGGAAGAUCAUGGCCAGGGAGCUCUUCGUGCCGCACAGGCUGGACGCGCUCCGGCACCUCCGGCGCGAGAAGGUGCGGCAGCUCGUGGACCACGUGGGCCGGCUCGCCGGCGAGGGCGCGGCGGUGGACGUCGGCCGCGCGGCGUUCGCGACGGUGCUCAACCUCCUCUCGGGCAACAUCUUCUCGCGCGACCUGACGAACCUGGACGACCAUGGCGAGUCCAAGGAGUUCCAGGAAUUGGUGACGGAGCUCAUGGAGGCCGCGGGCAGGCCGAACUUGUCGGACUUCUACCCGGCGUUCGCGGCGGCCGACCUGCAAGGCUGCCGCCGGAAAGCGGCCAAGUUGAUUGCACGGCUGCACCGGGUGUUCGACGAGGAGAUCGACGGGAGGCUGCAUGACCGCAGGAGCGGACAGCCUCGAAAGAACGACUUCCUUGACCUGUUGCUGGACAGCGAGACGACGACGGGCGAUAAAGGCUCGGCGGGGCUCGACCGUGACACGCUACGGUCAAUGCUAACUGAUUUAUUUGCUGCCGGAAGUGACACAAGCUCUAACACAGUGGAAUGGGCAAUGACAGAGUUGCUUAAAAAUCCAGUAUCAAUGUAUAAAGUUUGCGAUGAGCUUGCAAGAGUUAUUGGCAUAAGGAGAAAUAUUGAAGAAUCGGAAAUUGGCCAGUUGCCAUAUCUUCAGGCUGUGGUAAAAGAAACUUUUCGACUACAUCCUCCUGCUCCGUUAUUGUUACCACGUCAAGCUGAGGUGGCAACAAAAGUGAUAGGUUACACAACACCUAAAGGUGCUCGUCUACUGAUAAAUAUAUGGGCAAUGGGUCGAGAUCCAAAUGUAUGGUCUGAACCAGAGAAGUUUAUGCCCGAGAGAUUUUUAGAAAAGACAAUUGAUUUCAAAGGUGGAGACUUCGAACUCAUCCCAUUUGGUGCAGGACGUCGGAUUUGCCCUGGCAUGCCAUUGGCUAUUAGGAUGAUGCAUAUGGUUCUUGGAUCACUGUUAAAUCAAUUCGAAUGGAAGCUUCCAGUUGAGGUCGAAAUAAACGGAGUUGACAUGGCAGAAAAAUUUGGGGUGACACUAAUAAAGGCCGUGCCACUCUGUGCUAUAGCUACACCAAUUUGAAUUAACGAAUGGUCUAUCGAACUGUAUUUUGAUCUUCCUUAUUGUUUAAUAAUGUAUUAAACUACUAAGCACCAUUAUUGUGUUAAUAAUAAGUACACACAAUUAGUUGUCGGUCA
Setaria italica (foxtail millet) is the source of this 1786-nucleotide messenger RNA. RefSeq names its product geraniol 8-hydroxylase. Lineage: Eukaryota; Viridiplantae; Streptophyta; Magnoliopsida; Poales; Poaceae. The record is from RefSeq and is a predicted model, not a curated record. The transcript has 2 exons. The coding region runs from base 117 to 1670 and encodes 517 amino acids. Gene Ontology annotation, molecular function: oxidoreductase activity, acting on paired donors, with incorporation or reduction of molecular oxygen; heme binding; iron ion binding.